Messenger RNA from Prosopis cineraria, 1657 nucleotides. RefSeq names its product tropinone reductase homolog At2g29260, chloroplastic-like. Gene Ontology annotation, molecular function: oxidoreductase activity. The transcript has 5 exons. NCBI's taxonomy places the organism in Eukaryota, Viridiplantae, Streptophyta, Magnoliopsida, Fabales, Fabaceae. The record is from RefSeq and is a predicted model, not a curated record. Bases 33 to 965 code for a protein of 310 amino acids.
GUGACAAGGCACUGUUGCUACAUGCGAACAAGAUGCAGUGGGCUUCUUCCGCUUUACCAACAGCUGGGAAUGCUAUUCUUGCUUUACAGUCCCACCGCACGGGUCCUAGAAUACCAUGUACCAUUCGCGUAAGUGUUAUCAGAAGCCAAUCGCAGGGCCAGAGAAAAGAGAACAGGUGGUCUCUCCGCGGAAUGACAGCCCUCGUCACCGGAGGAACUCGUGGAAUCGGGUACCAUCGCCAAAGGCGCGCGAUUGUGGAGGAAUUGGUUGGAUUUGGGGCUAGAGUGCAUACCUGUGCUCGAAAUGAAACUGAACUCAGUAAAUGCCUCAACGACUGGGAUGCUUCGGGUCAUGGAAUUACUGGGUCUACUUGUGACGUAUCCGUUCCACAGCAGAGAGAGGUAAUGAUGGAGAACGUCUCAUCUAUCUUCGACGGGAAGCUCAACAUCCUUAUAAAUAAUGUGGGGACGAACAUUCGGAAACCAGUGACAGAGUUCACGAAUGCAGAGUUUUCCACUCUCAUCGACACUAACUUAGGAUCCGCCUUUCAUUUAUGCCAACUUGCUUAUCCACUUUUGAGAGCAUCAGAAGUGGGAAGCGUUGUAUUUAUCUCCUCUGUUUCUGGUUUUGUCUCACUGAAGUCGAUGUCUGUUCAAGGAGCUACCAAAGGGGCAAUCAACCAACUUACUAAAAAUUUAGCUUGUGAGUGGGCAAAAGACAAUAUACGGUGUAAUGCUGUGGCACCUUGGUACAUAAGUACUUCAAUGGUGGAGCAAGUGCUGAGCAAUGAAGGCUACCUGGAAGAAGUAUACUCUCGAACUCCCCUGAGGCGGCUGGGAGACCCAGCAGAAGUGUCAUCUCUUGUUGCGUUUCUUUGCUUACCAGCGUCAUCAUACAUUACUGGCCAGAUUAUAUGUGUGGAUGGAGGAAUGACCGUGAACGGUUUUUACCCGGCACACAACUAGGAGUUCCAAUAUGCAUCAUAGUCCACACGCCAACGUUUUUGUUUGUCCGAAAUUCACCAACCAUCCCUGUGGAAUCAAUGUUAUGAUCUCUGCAAAGUAUUCUCAUGGCGAAGGCAGAGGUGUUGAUCAAAGCCCGAGUAAGAGGUUGCUGGAGGAAUCCAUAAAAUCACUAAUAGACCCUUGCAAGGCGGAUUUUUUAAUAUUGUAAUAACGGAUCAUUUUUGUUCUAAACGUCUCUUAGAAACUAUAUUUUCCUUCACCCGGAGACGAAUUCGAAGGCAACAAUCAUUUUCGCUCGAAGUGUUCUAAGAUCUAUCCGCCUUGAAUAAUUGAACUCGGGAGACAGAGUCCGAAGAGAGGGAAAGUGAAAUCAUGUUCAGAGCCAUGGACAAGGCAUGUGGUAUUCUAUCGAGCGUUUUAGGAAAUAAACAAGGAGGCGAUAGUUUGAUUUAGAUGGGGAGGACCCCAAAGAAGCAUGAAUAAGGAAAGUAGGGCACAAUUAGCGGGAUAAAAAUGUGGCCAAUGUUGAUCAGUAUGACAGUAUCGCUGCGGCAGAGGGGACAAGUUGCCCAGCCAUCAGAAGCAUACGCGGAUCGUCCUCUCUAUUAGGACACCGGAACCGAAUGCAUUACAUCAUGCUUUUGUGGCCAAAACGAAGGAGUAGAUUGGCUCUGCCAAGGAUUUGAAAGUGU